GCCUCGACAACAACUCCCGGCGUGCUUUGCGGGUGGCGAGUCCAGCUUGGUAGCUGUAGUUCGCAAAUCAGCCCCGUUUCCUUGUUUCUAUUCUACACCAAGGGGAAUCUGCUCUGCAAAGAGAAACAGAUGUGUUAUUAUUGAUCAGACCUGUGUGAAUUUAUGGAAACAUGUCAAAGAAACGCGGCAGGAAGCGCAGCAGCGGGGAGCUGAGUGAGAGCUCGACGUCGACCCUCACCCCAGACCCUGACAACAUGCUGGGCCUGAGGAUCCAGCACACCUGGAGAGAGAAGGGCAACCUGACCAAGUGGAAAGGCACAGUGCUGGAGCGCCUGUCUGUGAACAGUUCCCUCUACAUGGUCAAAUACGACGGCUUCGACUGUGUCUACGGCAUCGAGCUGUUCAAAGACGAGCGGGUGUCCAACCUGCAGGUGUUGGCAGAGAAAGUCGUGAACAACAAGAUCAAGGUGCCUCCUGGAGCGGAGGAGCUGGUGGGCAGGGCAGUGGAGCAUCUUUUCGAGAAGGAGGACGGCGAGAAGAACGAGUGGCGAGGCAUGGUGCUGUCCCGAGCCCCCAUCAUGACCCACUGGUAUUACAUCACCUACGAGAAGGACCCAGUGCUCUACAUGUACCAGUUGUGGGACGACUACAAGGAUGGAGAUCUACGCGUUCUGCCCGAAUCCGAGAACAAACACCUGCUGCCAGCAGACAGGAAGCCAGGUGAGGAGACAGAGAGCCUUGUGGGUAAGCAGGUGGAGUACGUCACAGAUAAUGGCCUGAAGAGAACAGGCCUGGUCAUCUAUCAGGUUCCAGCCAAGCCCACCGUUUACUAUAUCAAAUAUGACGAUGACUUCCACAUCCACGUCUACGAUCUGGUGAAGACGACCUAGUACUGACUGUCGAGUUUCUUCAGCUGACUGCUCAUUUUUAUCCCGAACCGAUCGUUACCUGUUCUAGUGUUACAAAUUUCUGUUUUCCUCCAGCGGGCGAUGACGUGCCGGAGAUCAAAAGCCCCCAGGCCCUUCAAGGUCCACUCUCUUUGGUUUUUAUUGGCAUGCAGGGGCUAAUUUAUUUUUUUCAUUUCCACUUUACCAGACCUUUACCAGAAGUUUUGGAUUCUAGAUUUUAAGUUUACUAUCACUUAUGACUAUUAGAUCCUCUGAGCUGUACAUAGAGGACCUGCUGUAUAGCCUAGCUGAUGAAAUGGAGCUAGACUUUUGUCUUGUUAAAUCUCACUUGUAUAGCUCAAUUUUGGAGCCCCAAAUUAAUAAUUUUGUAAGUAACACAUCAAAGAGUAGCAUUUCUUAUACCUAUACCUCUCUCUUUUUCUUUUCUUUAUUUUUACUUUUAUAUGCCUAUACUAUUUAUUUCACCUGGAAAAUCUGGUUAUGCUGCUGGUAAAGCAAACAUCUUGGCAAAUUUCGUCUUUUGUGCUUCAUGAUAUGCCUCAUAUUGAGCAUUUUUUUUUUUUUUUCAAAUUAGAAUUGAUUUUCAUUUGAUCAACGCUAAUUUCACCAUCAAAGUGAGCUAUAAUUAAAAUAAAUAUGUAGGCAUUGACAAGACUUGACUGUCAGGCGCCUCUGACAGUGGAUAAUGAACUCAGACUAUUCUAAUAAAUGUCAUAUUUCUAUUGUUUCUUCUUCCAGACUGCAACAAUUUAUGAUGUGUUAUGAUACUAAGAUGAUAUCAAAAUAAUUCUGUUGUUUAGACAAUGUUUGUGCUCUCACAGUGUGUUAUUCUAAUUGGCUGCCGACAUGGUUUAGUAUUUUGAGCUGAAGUCUUUAUUUUUACCAAAAAGAAACCAUAUGUUAUAUUCAGGCCUCAGAUUGUCAUUCAUUGUGACCCUAAAUGUGUGUCUCCUUCUGUACAUAUAAUGUGAAACAUUUUUAAAAACCUGACACGAAGACGCUUGA
Messenger RNA from Myripristis murdjan (pinecone soldierfish), 1913 nucleotides. RefSeq names its product spindlin-W-like. The transcript is spliced from 5 exons. The record is from RefSeq and is a predicted model, not a curated record. NCBI's taxonomy places the organism in Eukaryota, Metazoa, Chordata, Actinopteri, Holocentriformes, Holocentridae. Gene Ontology annotation, biological process: gamete generation. Bases 171 to 890 code for a protein of 239 amino acids.